AUGGCACCCGUUCAGAUCAAACAAGAAGAUAUUACUAGUGACUUAGACAAAACCAUCAACCAACUCCUCGAAACCCAAAUUUUUGGUCAUGGUGGUCGUAAACCCGGUACCAAUGCCGGUAAGUCUAUCGACUGGUCCCAUAAGCUUCCAGAAGGUGCUCGCAAGAGAUUUGAAAAGUACAAUAUCGAUUUGUCCGGAGGUUAUCCAGUUACCCCCAAAAAGGAAAUCAUCCCCAGAUUUGUUGAUGAGGUGUUUGCUCUUAGAGGACAAGACUAUCCUUAUGUUGAAAGAGGUAAGAAUGCAGACCCAGAAAAGAAGGCCUUAUUUGGAGCAGCUAAGGAAGUCAGACAUUUAACCAAGCACAUUGGAACUGAAAUCGUCGGGUUGCAAUUGAGCGACUUGACCGACCAGCAAAGAGAUGAAUUGGCUCUCUUGAUUGGUGAAAGAGUUGUUGUAUUUUUCAGAAACCAGGAUUUAUCCCCCCAGAAGCAAUUGGAAUUGGGUAAAUACUAUGGUCAAGUUGAAAUCCAUCCUCAGGUUCCUCGUGUUCCAAACGAUAAAAAUGGAGACGAUUUGAAUGGAAUUAGUACCAUUUGGCAGGACUACUUGAUUGCUAACUUUGGAUUACCUUUGACGUUCAAGAAGGCUGCGUUCAAUGGAAACAGUGUCUGGCACACCGAUUUGGUCCAUGAAUAUCAACCGGCUGGUAUAACCCACUUGCAUCUUGACUCGAUUCCUGAUGUCGGAGGUGAUACCUUAUGGGCUUCUGGUUAUGCUGCAUACGAUAAAUUGUCACCAGCGUUCCAAAAGUUUUUGGAUGGAAAGAAGGCUAUUUUCCGUUCUGCCCACAAGUACUUAGACAGAGAAAACCCAUUGGCAGGUCCUCAGUUUGUUGAAAGAGAACAUUUACUCGUGAGAACUCAUCCUGCCACCGGUUGGAAAUCCUUGUAUGUCAACAGAGGAUUAACUGUUAGAAUUGUGGACUUGGAACCAGAAGAGUCCAAACUUAUCUUGGAGUACCUCUACGGAGUGUAUGAAAAGAACCACGAUAUCCAGGUGAGAUUCAACUGGAAAUCUGACUCUGGGUUGGGAACUUCUGCCUUAUGGGACAACAGAAUUAGUCAACACAAUGCUGUUUGGGACCAUGAAGGUGAAGAAGCUAGACACGGUACUCGGGUCACCUCUUUGGCUGAAAAACCUUUCUUUGAUGAGAAUUCAAAGUCUCAAAGAGAAGCCUUGGGCCUUCCUUUGAACUAAGUAGAAUUUAGGACAAUAAAUUAGUACUU
Molecule: messenger RNA, 1286 nt
Organism: Yamadazyma tenuis ATCC 10573
Lineage: Eukaryota; Fungi; Ascomycota; Pichiomycetes; Serinales; Debaryomycetaceae
Product: TauD/TfdA dioxygenase family protein
Cellular component (GO): cytoplasm
Molecular function (GO): 2-oxoglutarate-dependent dioxygenase activity
Source: RefSeq, a predicted model, not a curated record